GCUCCGACUGCAUGAAGAAAAGGUCAUUAAAGAUCGGCGUCACCACCUUAAGACGUACCCGAACUGCUUCGUUGCCAAAGAGCUGAUCGACUGGCUGAUUGACCAUAAAGAGGCCUCGGACCGAGAGACGGCGAUUAAACUGGUGCAGAAAUUAUUGGAUCACAGCAUUAUCCACCAUGUCUGUGAUGAGCAUAAAGAAUUCAAGGACGUCAAAUUGUUCUACCGCUUCAGAAAAGAUGACGGGACAUUUCCACUGGACAAUGAGGUGAAGGUGUUCAUGAGAGGACAAAGACUGUAUGAAAAGCUGAUGAGUUCUGAAAACACCCUUUUGCAAGCCAGGGAGGAGGAAGGAGUCAAGUAUGAACGGACCUUCGUGGCAUCGGAGUUCAUUGACUGGCUGAUCCAGGAAGGAGAGGCCACGACACGGACUGAAGCAGAGCAGCUUGGCCGCAGACUUUUGGAGCAUGGGAUUAUACAGCACG
Messenger RNA from Leptosomus discolor (cuckoo roller), 482 nucleotides. NCBI's taxonomy places the organism in Eukaryota, Metazoa, Chordata, Aves, Leptosomiformes, Leptosomidae. The record is from RefSeq and is a predicted model, not a curated record.